Messenger RNA from Eriocheir sinensis (Chinese mitten crab), 8492 nucleotides. Its product is annotated as mitochondrial glutamate carrier 1-like. Gene Ontology annotation, molecular function: L-glutamate transmembrane transporter activity; L-aspartate transmembrane transporter activity. Bases 16 to 1035 code for a protein of 339 amino acids. NCBI's taxonomy places the organism in Eukaryota, Metazoa, Arthropoda, Malacostraca, Decapoda, Varunidae. The transcript has 8 exons. The record is from RefSeq and is a predicted model, not a curated record. Gene Ontology annotation, biological process: malate-aspartate shuttle; L-glutamate transmembrane transport; aspartate transmembrane transport.
AGAGGUAAUCAUCGUAUGUCUGGCAGCGUCUUUACCGGUGGCCUUACACGAGUGGUGGUGGUGCUGCUGCUGAGACGCCCAACACAACAGCCAGCCAUGGGGGAGGAACCGCAGCCCAAGUUCAAGUUGCUGCCCAAGAUCCUGAAUGGAGGCAUCGCCGGCAUCGUGGGCGUCACCUGCGUCUUCCCGCUGGACCUGGUCAAGACGCGCCUCCAGAACCAGCAGAUCGGACCCAAUGGCGAGCGCAUGUAUAAUUCCAUGCUGGACUGUUUCCGCAAGACUUACCGGCAGGAGGGUUACUUUGGGAUGUACCGCGGCUCCGGGGUGAACAUCCUCCUCAUCACGCCGGAGAAGGCCAUCAAGCUCACCGCCAACGACUUCUUCCGCCACCACCUCACCACCAAGGAAGGCAAGCUUCCCAUCCAGCGCGAGAUGAUGGCGGGCGGCCUGGCGGGGCUGUGCCAGAUCGUCGUCACCACCCCCAUGGAGCUGCUCAAGAUUCAGCUGCAGGACGCCGGACGGGUGGCUGCGCAGGCUGUUGCUAGCGGUAACGCAGCCACUGUCCCCAAGAUCUCGGCCACCUCCAUCACCCUGCGGCUGCUGCGGGAGAAGGGCAUCGUUGGCCUGUACAAGGGCACUGCCGCCACCAUGCUCAGGGACGUCUCCUUCUCUGUCGUCUACUUCCCGCUCUUCGCUCACCUCAACUCCCUUGGGCCGCGCAAGUCUGAUGGAUCGGGCGAGGCGGUGUUCUGGUGUUCCUUCCUCGCCGGCUGUGCUUCGGGAUCGCUGGCAGCCCUGGCGGUCAACCCCUUCGAUGUGGUGAAGACCCGGCUGCAGCUGCUGACCAAGGGCUCCCAAGACACGCAGUACAAAGGGAUCGUGGAUGCUAUAAUCACCAUCAUCAAACAGGAGGGGCCGCGGGCGUUCUUCAAGGGAGGCGCCUGCAGAAUGAUCGUCAUCGCGCCGCUCUUCGGUAUCGCCCAGAUGGUCUACUACUUUGGCGUGGGCGAGGCCAUCCUGGGCUACAAGAAGUGAAGGGGGUCAGAACAGUAGAAGUAGGAGAACCACCAACAGCAGCAGCAACAAGAACAGUAGCACCAGUAGCAGGGAUAGGAACGGCAGCAGCUCUCGUCAUGCCCCCAAAGACUCUGGCAAGCUCAAACAAGGUAGACAAACGGACAGAUGGACAGGUUCAGGUGAGGUGGAAGGUGUUCAUGCAGUAUUUGAGUCUUGGAUUAUGCACGGAAAGUUACCGUUCACGUGACAAGCAUCUUUAUCGUCUCAUCUGUGUCAUUUCUGCGUGGUGUGGGUGCCAGCUUAAGACUGGCGAUAGAAUGCUCAGAACCUUCGCACCAUGCAGAGACAAUGCAGCUGCUAGUCACAUGAACGGUAACUUUCCCGAGCAUAGCAGGUUGUUGGAGUAUUAUUUGCACUCUCUUACUGAUGCACCGGGUUAUGUAUUUAGCUGGAGUUGCCAUACAAGAGAUCUGUCUGGGUCCUAGUUCUCCUAAGAUGGGUUUGCUCAGUAUUCAGUUGCACUUAUUGCAGACUGUACUAUUUCGUUCUGCCGUGUGGUCCUUGUUCUCUUAAGAUGGGUUUGCUCAGUAUUUCCCUGCAGCCACCUACUACUGCAGAUCAUGUGUUUCGUGCAGUAUUCUAACUAGUAUUGUUUCAGCUCGCUUACUGAAAGAUUUAACCGACACUUUUUAUGUGCACCCAUUGACGAGUUAGCUUUUGCUUCAGUCAGUAUUAAGAAAUCGGUAUGCCAAACUUCUUGCUGGGAUCCUGAGUCUAAUUGGUAUUAAAGGAGAUAUUGCGUUACUGAAGUGCUGAAUGUUCUGCCAAAUUGUUACGUUACUGUUCUCGAGAGCGGUUUGAAUGAGUGAGAUGGAAUGAGUGUUAGAAGAGAAAGAGAGAGAUGUUCCAUACGAGAAUUUGGUCUUGUGUUGAAGGCUGAAUGGAGAGUAAGAAACAGUUGACAGAAAAGAUCGAUAAAUAUAUGAGUUGUCAAAUCUAUCAAAUUGUUACGUUAUCAUUUGCAAGAACAGUUUGAAUGAGUAAGACAGAGGAGCAAAUGUUUGAGGAGAGAGAGAAAGGUGCAUCGUAAGAGAGUAUGGUCUUGUGUGGAGGCCGGAUGGAGGGCAAGAAACAGGUGUCAGAAAAGGUAGAUAUAUGAGGUGUGUCAUGACUAAGGGAUUUACUUUUUUUACAGUAAAGGAAGCAGCUCAACGGCAAAAAUAAAUGAAAACAAAAAUGCCUGAUGAAAGAAAGCAAAGUACUAUACCAUUACGUUAUCAUGACACCCUUAAACUCCUCCGUCAUUGCACGCCUCAUGUGGUUCGUGGAAGAGGAAGUAAAUAGGAGCUGAAUAAAAAGAAGAAAUAGUUAUAGUGAUGGCCAGGCGAAUACUGUAGGCCUACGUAAUGUUUAGGUGAUUUUCGUCAAUGUGUAAAGUUAAUAUGAUGGGCCAGGUAAAUAAUAUAGACUUCUAACACUGACUGAGAAAAGGCAAUAUAAUGUUUGGGUUAUUUUGGUCAAUGUCUGGAUAGUUAUUGUGAAGGUCAAGAUGAAUAACAUAGGCUACUAACACUGAGGGAAGGCCGUUUAAUGUAUGGGUGAUUCUGUUUAGUGUGUGGAGAGUUAUCGUAAUGGCCUAGCUAAUAUUCAGGGCUGCCAACACUGAGGAACGGUCGUGUAAUGUUCGGGGGAUUCUCUUUAAUGUGCGGAGAAGAGUCGUGGCAAAGCGAGGGUGAGUAUUAAACAUUCCCAGCGAGCUUCACGUAAAGAGUGCCGUUGUUUUCUUUCCUCCAUUGCACUUGUCCCUUGGCUGUGCUCCCUCCCUACCUACUUCUCUCUGUCCCAGUUUAUAAAAGAAAUCCGUUUUAUUUCCUCUCAUUUUUUCUCCUCUCCAUUCUUCCUGUGUAUAUGGCAUGUGCAUGUGUUCAGUAUAUUCAGGUUCUAAAUUGAGUUGUGUGUGUGUGUAUGUGCAUGUGUAUAUAAAAGAGUAAUAACAAUGAAACUAAUCACGGAGGGGAUGUAUAGUACUAUAUUUUUACCCAGGCAAGCAGAGUUACCACCACACUUUUCCUUCAUUUAGUCUAAACAUCCCAUUAUAGUUUACUUUUUUUUCUACCUUACCACAUCACUUUAUUCAGCACCAUGUCCUUUUUUUCACCCCCAACGUCUAUUCCACCUUACUACUUAUUCUUUUUCAUAUAGCGUCCUUUAUUUUCACCUCACCUUCGUACAUUGCCGUGACUUUCCCUUACAUCAAAGUGUCUCUCUUCUUUCACUUUGCUGUCUGCCUCCACCUGACCACAGUGACAUAUUGCUCACCUUCCCAUACAGCACCUUGUCUUUCCCUUACCACACCUUACUCCAUACAUCGCUGUGUCUUUCCCAUGCAGCGUCGUGUCCCUCUUCCCUCACCUUACUGUUUAUCUUCACCUGACCACAGUGCCCUUACAGUUCUUCUCUCCUUUAUCACAUCACCUCUCCGCACACCACCUGGUCUUUUUCUGUCACCUCCACCAGCUAUCCUGCCUUACCUGGACACAUUGACAUCUCUCUUCCCUCACCUUACUGUUUACCUUUACCUGCUCACAGUGCCAUAUAGCCUACAGUUCUCUCCUUCAUCACAUCACCUCUCCGUACACCACCUGGUCUUUUUCCGUCACCUCCACCAGCUAUCCUGCCUUACCUGGACACAUUGACAUCCCUCUUCCCUCACCUUACUGUUUACCUUUACCUGCCCACAGUGCCAUAUAGCUUACAGUUCUCUCCUUUAUCACAUCACCUCCCAAUACAUCAGCACAUCUUGUUCCUCUACCCCCUGUGUCUAUUCCACCCUACCUCUACAUUUCCGUGUCUCUUGUUCCUUUCUACACCUUACUGUUGACCUCCACCUGACCACAGUGCCAUAUUGCUUCUGAUACUUGACCCAGCCUAUUCUCCCACCACCCCACUCACUCACCCUCACCCCAGCUGCCUAGGGGAACGUCACCCAAGACUAGCCAGGAAUCAAACCUCACGCUGCGAUAUUAGUGCUGGUCAGGCUGCUGUGCUUCCUUGUGCUGUGCUGUGCUGUGCUAUGCUGUUUUAAGUAGUUGUAGGUCAUGUAUCUCCGUUCCCCAAGAUUGCAUCCCAACUGUAGUACAAAAUAAUAGUUUGAUCUGUAGCUGAGGGAGAAGAAUGUUUCUGUCCGCUGGAGGUCGUCAUUUUUGAGUCAUGUCUACUCGGUGGGUCGAAUUUAAAGGGAUCCAUGAUUUAAAGACCCUACUCAGCGCUGACUCUUUGUUGACGCAUUAUGGAAGACAAACUCAGUGAUGCUCAUAGUCCCUAAAAGUUGUCCUGUAAAUCCAGAUGUUUAAGUAUACAUAGCUUGCUCAGACAAAAGAAUAACUAUAAUCUUAUCAGUGCCAUAUUGAUUCUGAUCUGACGCAACUUAUUCUCCCAUCAACUCACUCACUCACCCAUCACCUGAGCUGCCUAAGAGAGUCACCCACCCCAGAAUAGCAAUAAAGAUAAAUUUGAUUCAAUAGAAUAAUAUGAAAAUACUAAUCAAAUCAUUCUAAUAGACUAACAGGAAGGGUCACAGUAGAUUCUGGGCUCAUAAAAGAUGCCAUCUAGCCGAUCGAAGGAGCUAACUGGCCUGCCCAAGUGUGGUGUGGUGUGGGGGUGGUGUGUUGGGGCAGCUCAGUGCAAUACAAGUCACUGUAAUGUUGGUGAUGAGGUGAUUCAACUGCUAAAUGAAAGUUCACAAAGUUCCCCUCAGUAUAAUAACUAAGAAAUGCUCCCUAAAUCCACCCCCAACACCAAUACCCACACCCACACCUCAGUGACCUCGGCCGGCAGUCUCCCAUCAGUUACUACGAGGCAAUACACGUGACUCCAGUAGUCCAUAGUCCAGAGUCCCUCCACUGAGCCGACUAAUCAUUGUAGUCCUUCACUGCCUAGCUGCUUGUCAUGUUGUAGUUGGUUUCCUUGUCUCUUCUUCAUUUAACGUCCUUAUUUUUCCUUAUGGGGUUGGACAGACUUGGUUUCCUUGCCCAUGCUUCAUGCUUCACACCACUUGGAGAAAUAUUGAUAACACACCUUUUUCUCUCACAAGUUAACCCCUUUCUUUCCCUAGUUUUGCAGUCAUAUAGACUUGUAUUUAUAAAGUUAUUUCUGUUUGAGUUUCAUGUUAAAAGAUGAAUAGCUGGAAAUGUGAAUGUAGAUAUUUCUGUAUAUGAGUUUCAUGUUAAAUAGUCACUCGUGUGUUUUUAAUUUCACGGGAAAUUUUUUAAAGAUUUUUAAUGAUCUGUAUGAUACAUCUGUUAUAAUUGUUAUUUGUGUGUUAUUUUGAAAGAUUAUGCCAACAGAUUUUUUUUACCCAUUGUACAUGUAAUGGUACUCUUUGUUGAAUCAGCUUGAACACUAAAGAGUUCUGGUGCUCAAAAAGAAACCUGAGCUGUGUGUCUUCUGAUGAUACAGUUCAGUAGAACCGUAUGUCAUAUCAGCAAGAUAACCUGAACCUUUGCUUCCUUCAGCCCUCGAGGAUAUGUGUAGUUAGGUCUGUGUUGUGUAGAGAUGCUGUACGUGUGACCAGUACCAGCAAGCCUGUAGAUCAGUGCUGUGACAAGUAAGUGCCUCGUCUGUACCCAGCACGGCCAUGCAGGUCUGUGUGUUGUAAGGUACACAUUGCACACCAUGAUGCAUACUGUGAUGCAUCCAACAGUAAUAUGAGUAAUACUUGACAAAAUUUAUUCAACCCAGGCUCAGGGGUUAAUGAAAACCGAGGCAACACGCAGAUUUUUCAGCGUAUGUCCCCAGCUCUACCUUCCUUACUAUGGUCAGGGUUGACUUAGUGGGUCUAUAUCCAAGUGCUGAAACACAAUCAUUUAGUCCUGUAGUCAGGAUGAUCCAUAUUUGGCUAUUUCACCUCACAGCCAGGCUUGCCUCACUGUGUAGUCCAAACCAUCUUGUGUGACUGUCUGGCCAUGUCUGUAUAAAUUCCAAAACCUGCAUCUCCCAACCUGCAUGGCAAAGACCGGCUGCCUGUGGCCUAUAACUAAUGUUUUGAGUGCUGUUCAGGAAAACCAAAUCUAGUACUCAUUUAUGCCACUGACAGCCAAGAAUCCAUGACUGGCUGUGAUCAUUGCUGACACCCUGAGCCUCUGCCGUGUGGUGUGUUGUUGAACCUUCAGCACCACCCUGGCAUCUGUUCCUCAAUGCCACAUCAGUGUUACAGUUCAGCUCUAGAGUAAUCCAUAAAAACAGCUCCAGUAUUCCAAGUGCAAUUUAAGGAAGCUUCAAUAAGUAUUCACGGUGCAGUAUAAAUAAGCUGUAAGUAGCAGAGUCCCGUUGGUACAUAUAUUGCAUACCACACAUUACACAUAUUUUCAUAUUGACCUGCAUGACCAAAAAUAAAUCCAUGACUCCAUUAUAAAUAAGUAUUCCGUGCGCACUUGUUACAUUGGCACUUCUUCACAGCACUUAGAAAUUAAGAAUGUAUGUAGUGUUGAGUGGGGUGUUCCGAGUGUAUGUGUGCAUGUCCACCAACAUCUCCAGCUGUUGUGUACGUGUUGUGCUGAGUGUUGAGUGUUGGGGUGUUGAUCGGUGUUUCCAUGUAAAGGUGUGAUGCUACAUGGGGACACACUUGAGGUGGAUGGCACGGUCAGGUCCUGGCUGUCCCACACUUUAAAGGAUGUCGUGUGUGACAGGCGCCGGAUUUUUCAAAGGUAUUAGUCUUCGUCAACAACAAUGUGGCUGAUUUGUCUUUUUUGACUCGUUUUUCAAGGCAUGGUUAAUUGGUUUUACUGAUUUUUCUAUAGCACUUUUUACUCAACUUUGUGAAAAUCAAACACUUCCAACUAACUGUCCCAACAAUGAGAGUAAAAAGACAAACUAGCCACAGAACUGUUAAUAAAUACUAAUAUGAUGUUUAAAAAAUCUGGUGCCGUCCGUGGUGUAGUGCGCCCAACAGAGGAGCUGUGAGUGUGAUGCUGUGUGGUCACCUUCAGGGUCUUGAUCCGCGUAGCAGCUGGUGAACCCUCAUGCUAGGAGAGGACGUGUGUGCUUGUCCAUAAAAAUAUUGCAGAGGUACUAUUUUAGAAGAGAACACAAGUAUACAUAAAUAUAUAUAUAUGAUUGGAUGUUUUAGUUAAUGCUACUUACUAUAGAGUAUAUUAUAUAGAGUGUCAGGUGUUUACCAAUGUAUAAUGGGGUUGUGUAAUAGAGAAGUGGUUGUGACAAUAAUUUGCUGCAUGUCUAUGAACAGUUUAGGAACAAGAUAUUAAAGGCAAACAAAGACAGGCAUUGCAGAUCCCAUUGAAGAUACUGGAAAACUGACAGUAACUUCAAACUUCUUCAUGCACCAAAUGACAGACAAAAAUUAUUAUUAUUUUACCAUUCAUUGCUAUGUUUUUUAAUGCUAAAAAAAAUUGCAGCCAAUUCUUUCAUUUCACACAAUUUGUCUUCCUCACGGCCUUGCUUGGCUUCAUGUUUUAUAAUGGCAAGACUGGCUCAUCCCACGUCCUGCAGGACUCAAGGGAUGAGCCAAGUUUGCACAGGAUUCUUGGCCCUGUACAUAAUUGCCAAGAGGAUCCUGUGCUAUUAUUUUGACGGAAGUUUUUUAUUUAGUGAUAUUCAGUGUUUUAGGAGUAAUGUUAAUGGCAGCUUUGCGUGGUUCUUUUUGUGAUGGCAAGCGCUUCCUGUACCGGUGUAAAAGACAGACACAGGGUGAUGCCUCACCCUUGUCAGGGAACGUCCAGGCACCUGCCGCACCGGACACCUGCUGCUUCCCGCCAGGUGUCAGAUGACUUCUGUUCUGUUCUUCCAUCAGCAACUGUGUUGCUCAUGCACUUUACUUUCAUUAAUGCUUUUGUUAAAGUACUUGUACAUAAGAAAGUGCCUUCAUGGGUACUGAUAAAGAGUAAGUAGUCUUCCACAUAUGAUUUGCACAUUGCCAAUACUGGUAAUGGUAUUAAAGUCUGCUUCAUGAUGCUCCACACAAGCAUGAUUACUUAUCACCCACUAACACCCAGUGAAUAUAAUGUUAUAAAUUUCCUGUCUUAAAAAGCUUGUAACAGAAAUAUUUGUACUGAACAAUUACAUUGUCUGGAGGUGUUCUCCUGUAACUCAAUACACAGUAAAAUUAUAUCAUGAUUAUUAAUACAUCAGAGGAGGAAUGUGUUCUGGGGCACCAUUGAAACCUGUCUCCGUCGUGCGGGUGUUGUCAGGGACAUUUUGGUCUAAAGACAAUGACAGAUUUCUGGUGCAUCAGACUUCCUGGCACAAGUCAGUAUUAGGUGAACAAAUAAUGUCUUAAAAUUACUGUGGAAAUGUCAUAUUAGGAAGAACAUUUACUAUUACUAAAAGCAGUGCACUGAUGUUGAUUUAUGUCAAAAAAUUCAUAAUCUAGGUAUUUACAGUUGCCAAACAAUGUUCCAAUGAAAUAUUUCUUCAUGUGAGAAUUCAAGACCCACAAAUUAUAAUUGUUACUGCUGUGA